Aspergillus pseudotamarii is the source of this 864-nucleotide messenger RNA. Its product is annotated as SDR family oxidoreductase. The transcript is spliced from 2 exons. The record is from RefSeq and is a predicted model, not a curated record. NCBI's taxonomy places the organism in Eukaryota, Fungi, Ascomycota, Eurotiomycetes, Eurotiales, Aspergillaceae. Bases 1 to 864 code for a protein of 287 amino acids. Gene Ontology annotation, molecular function: oxidoreductase activity.
AUGGGCUCUCACCAACUCACCUGGCUCAUCACCGGCUGCUCCUCCGGGUUUGGCCUCUCCUUAACUCGUGCCGCGCAGGCGGGUGGCCAUAAGGUCAUUGCCACCUCGCGUAACCCUUCUCGCACCCCCGAUCUGGUCGCGGAAAUCGAGGGAAAGGGGGGCAAAUGGGUCCAGCUGGAUGUUGAUAGCCCCCAGAGCGGCAGUGUGAUUACGGAGCUCGAGAAGGGUGGAGAGCAGAUCGACAUUCUGGUGAACAACGCCGGGGGUUCCAUCUAUGCGCCCAUUGAGACCAGUACCGAGGAGGAGAUUCGUGCCCAGAUGGAGACCAUGUACUUUGGCCCCCUGCGCCUCAUCCGUGCGGUGCUCCCGCAUAUGCGCCAACGCCGAUCGGGGGUCAUUGUCAACAUGAGCAGUGGCGCUUCCCUCGAUGGGAUUCCCACAAUGGGAGUCUACGGUGGUGCUAAGGCGGGUCUGGACGCUCUCACCAAGAUCCUGGCGAAGGAGGUGGCUCCCUUCAACAUCCGGACCCUGACUGUCGUGCUGGGGACUUUCAACACCAACAUGCCUAACUCGGUGGUCCUGGGCAAGACCCCUCUCCCCGAGGACUACAAGGGGACCUUUACCGAACAGGUCCAGGGGCUUCUGCUGAGUGGAAAGAUUAAGCCCAAUGGUGACAAAGACAAGGCCAUGCAGGCCCUCUAUCAAGUUGUGGUUGGCGAAGGCGUCGGCGAGGGACACCAGGCGGAGAAGCUGCUGCCUUUGGGCAGUGACAUGACUCCUCGCCUCAAGGGAAUUCAGGACUAUCUCGGCCAUGCCCUGGAGGUGUUUGGCUCUGUGACCAACAGUGUUGAUGUGGAUAAAUAG